CGUACACACAUGAACACACGUACACACAACACACAUGAACACACGUUGGGAACUCUCUCUCUCUCUCUCUGUGCUGGGCUGUGCUUCCAAGCUCCAUCAGGAUGACAUCAUACUCGGCCUACACAAUGGGUCUGUUCAUCUCCUGAGGGCUGCGUCGCGCCACUGGACCGCUAGCCACCCGCCCGCCUAAGGGGAAGAGGAGGAGGAGGGAGGAAGAGGACAGAUAAAGAGGUUGUCGUCAUGUCGGAGCGUCCCGUGGGCGUGGGCGUGGGAGCCGGCGCCGGCGCUGAGACCGGAGGAACUGGUUUGGGGACUGGAGCCGGAGCUCAUGGAGCUGGAGGGACUUUGGUUGGGAUUGGACCUGGGGUGGGGAAUGGACCCCGAGCUGUGGCUGGAGUCAAAGGUUCUGGGUCUGUAUCAGGCUCGGCAUCCGGGACCAGGCAGGGCUCGGUGCGUCCCAUCGGGGCAGAGGGGCUGGUCACCCUGCUGGAGGGGGGUCUGGACAGCGUGUUGUUGAUUGACAGCCGGCCCUUCGUAGAAUAUAACUCCUCCCACAUCCUGGAGGCGGUCAACGUGAACUGUUCUAAACUGAUGAAGAGACGACUGCAGCAGGACAAGGUCCAGAUCAACGAACUGCUGCAGCACAGCGCCAAGAAGAAGUUGGAGCUAGUGGGCAGUCAGGAGGUGGUGGUGUACGACCAGAGUUCAUCUGACCCCUUGACCCUUCCCUCGGAGGCCUUCCUCACCGUCCUAUUGGCCAAGCUGGAGAGGAGCUUCCCGUCCGUACACCUGCUCUCAGGUGGUUUCUCAGAGUUUUCCCAGCAGUUUCCAGGUCUGUGUGAAGGUAAGGCUCUUCUUGGUACUUCCUGCCUGGUGCCCUCCUGCCUCUCUCAGCCCUGCCUGCCCCUCAACACCUCUGGCCCAACACGCAUCCUGCCCCACCUCUACCUGGGCUGUCAGAGAGACGUACUCAACAAGGAUAUGAUGCAACAGAAUGAUAUUGCGUACGUCCUGAAUGCCAGUAACACUUGUCCCAAACCAGACUACAUCCCUGAGUCUCACUUCCUGCGAGUUCCUGUCAAUGACAGCUUCUGUGAGAAGAUCCUCCCCUGGUUGGACAGAUCUGUGGAGUUCAUAGAGAAGGCCAAAGCGUCCAACUCCUGUGUGCUGGUCCACUGUCUGGCUGGCAUCUCCCGCUCAGCAACCAUCGCUGUCGCUUACAUCAUGAAGAGGAUGGACAUGUCACUAGACGAAGCUUACAGGUUCGUGAAGGAGAAGAGGCCCACCAUCUCUCCUAACUUCAACUUCCUGGGUCAGCUGCUGGACUUUGAGAAGAAGAUCAAGACUCCUGGAAGGUCGGAGGUCAGAGAGACCAUUGGGGUCCAACCCUCUCCCCUCCUCCACCCCCCACUGGAGCAGGACCCCCCUACCCCUACCCCUACCCCCAGCCCCCCAGACCUUGCCCUGGCACAGCUGGAGCCCCUGACCCUACCGUGUGUCUUGGCCCCCUGGCCCCCAGAGGAGAGGCUCCUGGUCCAGGCUCUGCAGGGGCUCCAAGGCCUCCAGCUGGACCAGGGGACGGAAGACGGCGCCGCCCGGCUGAAAAGGUCCUUCUCUCUGGACAUCAAGUCGUACGGGGAGCCAGGAGGCUGCAGCAGCGCCCCCAUGAGGCCUUACCCCCACCCCGCACCCCACCCCGAAGACCAAGAGUAUUAUAAACCAUCCGGGAGCUUCAAGGAGCCUGCUAGUAAACCGUGUCAGUUCUCUCCUGUGGAGGAGGUGUCGGAGCAGUCGACACCAGAACAGAGCCCUGACAAGGAGCAGGCCGACAGCCCCACAGACCCUGCUGCUACCUCUGCUCCUCCUGUAGUCUCCACCACAACCAUCACCUCCUCCUCCUCCUCCUCCUCCUCCUCCAUCACCUCCUCCUCCUCCUCCUCCUCCUCCUCCUCCUCCUCCUCCUCCACCACUACCGGUACUACCACCUCCAACCAGCCCAGCCAGGCUCAGCCUCCUCCACCUCCCCUCUCCUGUUCCCAGCAGCUCCACCGUAGUGGCAGUAUGGAGGAGAGCCCUAACCACACUGGCUUCCUGUUCGGCCUAUCACGUUCCCAGCAGCACCUGUCCAAGCCCGCGCCUAACCUAGGCUCCGCCUUGAAGGGCUGGCACUCUGACAUCCUAUUGGGUCCCGUCGCCGUGUCGUCGGGGGGGUGGUACCUCUCCGAGUCACACCGCUUCUACUCCACCUCCGCCAUUUUAGGAGGCGGGGCCAACAUUCUUGGGGGCGGCAGCGUGGCGGCGUACAGCGUGAGCCAGGGGUUGGAGGAGGUGAGGCGACGCGGGCGGCAGAGGAACGGCGCCCACGGGGACUCACGGAGGAGCUGGCACGAGGAGAGCACCUUGGAGAAGCAGCUGAAGAGGCGAAGCUGUCAGAUGGAGAUUGGAGACAGGAUGAGAGGAGGAGGGGAGAGUCGAUCCAGAGAGGAGAUGGGGAGUCAGAGCAGCUUCUCGGGAAGCAUGGAGGUCAUAGAGGUGUCCUGAGACUCCAAGGGACAUUCAAUAUGGACCCCAGUCCACCCAUUACGGCAUCAUUGAUUUGAGUAUAUUCUCUGGUCUCCACUGCUCCCAGCACGACCCAACAUCCUCAGAUCAGACCAGUCCCAUGUUGAGGGGAAAGACUUGUUAUGGACCCAUCUUGUGAUCCCACUAGGGAAUUGAACCUUGAACUGAUCUAGCGGCACUACGCGUCCCGACAGUUGGCAUUAAUGUAGUUGAACUUUGACCUGGAAGCAGAAAGCAGCUGUGUGAUGAUGAUGAUGAUGACGAUGAUGACGAAUGUGAUGAAGAGGACUGAGACAAACUUGAGUGUUCAUCAUUUUCAUUUAAUUUCUGAAUGUUGCUGAUCGUCAUCAACAGCAGUAGAUGUCUGCCUGACGUUGGAUACAUGGAGCUUUUCUGAAGCCCUAAGAAGUCUUUAUGAAGAACGGGAUCAGAGACGGAUCCCUGAUAUCCCUCUGUCAAAUCAUCCAGUACCUCACACAUCCAAAUGAGAGGGUUCUCCUGUCCCUCUGUCUCCCUGAUAUCCCUCUGUCAAAUCAUCCAGUACCUCACACAUCCAAAUGAGAGGGUUCUCCUGUCCCUCUGUCUCCCUGAUAUCCCUCUGUCAAAUCAUCCAGUACCUCACACAUCCAACUGAGAGGGUUCUCCUGCCCCUCUGUCUCCCUGAUAUCCCUCUGUCAAAUCAUCCAGUACCUCACACAUCCAAAUGAGAGGGUUCUCCUGUCCCUCUGUCUCCCUGAUAUCCCUCUGUCAAACCAUCCAGUACCUCACACAUCCAAAUGAGAGGGUUCUCCUGUCCCUCUGUCUCCCUGAUAUCCCUCUGUCAAAUCAUCCAGUACCUCACACAUCCAACUGAGAGGGUUCUCCUGCCCCUCUGUCUCCCUGAUAUCCCUCUGUCAAAUCAUCCAGUACCUCACACAUCCAAAUGAGAGGGUUCUCCUGCCCCUCUGUCUUCGUCCUCUGAUGUUGGAGCUCAUUGACAAUUCAAAUCUCAGGUCUUAUUUGAGCAGCAGGAAAAGAUGCCUGAACGACUGAACAGUUCCUGAACAGUUCCUGAAUGGCUCAGUUGGUAGAGCAUGGCGCUUGCACCCCAGGGGAGUGGGUUCGAUUCCCGGGGCCCACCCAUACGUAUAAUGUAUGCACGCAUGACUGUAAGUCACUUUGGAUAAAAGCGCUAAAUAUUAUUAACGAACGGUGUGGUUGUGGGUUUUGUCUGAUAUGGUUUGGUAAAGGAAUGAUGUAAUGAUUUGAUACCUGUGGUAAAGGCAUGAUGUAAUGAUUUGAUACCUGUGCUGAAGGCAUGAUGUAAUGAUUUGAUACCUGUGCUGAAGGAAUGAUGUAAUGAUUUGAUACCUGUGCUGAAGGAAUUAUGUAAUGAUUUGAUACCUGUGCUGAAGGCCUUUGAGUAAGUUCUACCACUUCAGCUGUCCUGAGAUCAGUGGUCCCAUCCCUGACCCAAAGCUGAACCCUGUCCUGAGACAUGCUUCUGUUCAGCUCCCACAGUGUGUGGACAUGUGUGAGAGGUAGUAGGUCAGUUAUGGGGUUGUUGUUGCUGUGUCAGAAUAUAGUUAGCUUUACUUUUGGACAAUGUGGACAUUUGGAUGAAGUUAAUAAGCAGUAAGAUGUAUGUUGACUGUUGAAAUAAAAUCAGAAACGCUA
Coregonus clupeaformis (lake whitefish) is the source of this 4218-nucleotide messenger RNA. RefSeq names its product dual specificity phosphatase 16 (gene dusp16). Gene Ontology annotation, biological process: protein dephosphorylation; negative regulation of MAPK cascade. Gene Ontology annotation, molecular function: MAP kinase tyrosine/serine/threonine phosphatase activity; protein tyrosine/threonine phosphatase activity. The record is from RefSeq and is a predicted model, not a curated record. The coding region runs from base 241 to 2541 and encodes 766 amino acids. The transcript has 5 exons. Gene Ontology annotation, cellular component: cytoplasm; nucleus. Lineage: Eukaryota; Metazoa; Chordata; Actinopteri; Salmoniformes; Salmonidae.